Molecule: messenger RNA, 388 nt
Organism: Hyaloscypha bicolor E
Lineage: Eukaryota; Fungi; Ascomycota; Leotiomycetes; Helotiales; Hyaloscyphaceae
Exons: 2
Coding region: 133-339 (68 amino acids)
Source: RefSeq, a predicted model, not a curated record
UAGCUCUCAUCGGCGGUCCGGGAGCGCGGGCUCUAACAGUGCGGUGGUGGGUCCGGGGUUGGAUUCUUCGGGGAUGGGUGACUACCGGCUUCAUCCGAUCUUGACGGAUGAUCAGGCUAGUCAUAUUUCUUGAUGCGGGCGUAUUUAGCUGGGGAGACCUUGUCGCUCUAUCACAAUGCAGGGCCGGCCUUGGAAUGUAGCUGCCUCCGCGUGAGGUGGUAUUCAAUCGUUCAGAAAUUAGGAACCAGCGAGCUUUUUGAACGAACGCGGGUAAUGAAUUGUGAUGACUGUUUUACCGCCUUCAGAUUCUUCUAUUCUGUGACUAUGUCUCGGCUUUAGUAUCUAUCCCUAACUCCACACCCAAUGCGACCAACCCGACGCCAUGCUC